Messenger RNA from Arachis stenosperma, 1333 nucleotides. Its product is annotated as GDSL esterase/lipase At1g28600-like. The transcript is spliced from 5 exons. Gene Ontology annotation, molecular function: hydrolase activity, acting on ester bonds. Bases 109 to 1284 code for a protein of 391 amino acids. The record is from RefSeq and is a predicted model, not a curated record. Lineage: Eukaryota; Viridiplantae; Streptophyta; Magnoliopsida; Fabales; Fabaceae.
AAAGUUUGGCCACGUUUUAAAUUCUUGGAAAGGAUCUGUGAUUAGUAUAAUGCCACGUUUCGAAGAGAAGACGAAGACCAGCAUGAAGUGAAGUGAAGUAACUUGAUCAUGGCGUUUCCAGUUCGGAAACUGCAACACUGCUGUUUUCUACUGAUACUACAUCACGUUGCUCUUGUUGCUCCGGGGAGAAGGAGAGAGAGCGACGAUGGUUGUUACACUUCAAUGUUCAGCUUCGGAGAUUCCCUAACUGAUACCGGCAACUUGUGCUUCAUCUCCCCGCCACAGACCCCCAACUGCCUCCUCCCUCCUUACGGCAAUUCUUACUUCCAUCACCCCAACGGUCGCUGUUCUGAUGGCCGCCUCAUCCCCGAUUUCAUUGCUGAUUAUAUGGGAAUCCCUUAUUUGAAACCGUAUCUUGGUUUCAAGAAUGGCGCCGUGCCACGUCACAGCAUUCAGCACGGGCUGAACUUUGCGGUUGCUGGAGCCACCGCUUUGGACCGCACUUUCUUCCAAGAGAAGGGGUUUGUGGUUGACGCAGCCGCCAAUUAUUCUCUCAUGGUUCAGCUUGAUUGGUUCAAGGAUGUUCUAACUUAUCUCUGCACUUCUCCUUCAAGUUGUGAAGAAUUUCUUCGCAGCUCCUUAUUUAUUGUGGGAGAGAUUGGAGGAAAUGAUUACGGUUAUCCCUUGUCUGAAACAACAGAUUUUGAAGUGCUAAGAUCUUAUGUAACCCAAGUAGUAUCUGUUGUUACUUCAGUCAUCAUAGAAUUGAUUGAUCUAGGUGCUAGAACGCUUAUGGUCCCUGGAAGUUUACCACUUGGAUGCAAUCCAGCCUAUUUAACAAGGUUAGCACUCAAGGAAAAAGAUGAGUAUGACCAAUCUGGCUGUUUGAAAUGGUUAAACAACUUCUUUGGUUACCACAAUCAGCUGCUUCAAAUCGAGCUUCGUCGGCUUCAAGUGUUGUAUCCCCAUGUCAAUAUCAUCUAUGCAGAUUAUUUCCAUGAUGCAUUGCGCAUGUACCGUUCUCCAAAACAAUUUGGGUUUGGUACAGAUUAUAUCAAGGUUUGCUGUGGAGGUGGAGGACCAUACAAUUUCAACGAUACAGCGCUAUGUGGCGAUGCAGGGGUCAUAGCUUGUGAUGAUCCUUCAGAAUAUAUUUACUGGGAUGGUUAUCAUUUUACUGAGGCUGCAUAUAGAUGGAUGGCCAAGGGGUUAGUAUAUGGACCAUACACCUUUCCUAAGUUUAGUCUCACUUGUUCUACAAUUGAGAGACCGCUGGAGAUUUGAAUAACUAUCCAAUGAAACAAAGAAUAAAAUAAAGUACAAGCAUUGUAUU